CGUCAGCACUAGACGCCGCCUGGAGUCGCGCGGGAGCCGAGGCGGUGACUGCACGGCGGCCCCCCCCCCCGUGACCCAGCGAGAGAGGCGAGAGACGAGAGGGAAGUCGUUCAUCUCCCGUGCUCCUUCCCGCUCAGCGGAGCCAUGGCGCUUCCCACCGAGGCGAGCGUCAAGAAGCUGCUGAGCAAGUACAAGUACAAGGACAUGACAACCAAAGAUGUCAUGAACGUAAUUGCAGUUUAUAAGGAUUUGAAGCCAGUUGUUGACAUGCAUGUGUUCAAUGAUGGCACAGCAAGGGAACUUGUAUGUCUCAAUGGAACCAUACCUGUAAACUACAGAGGAAGCAUCUACAACAUUCCUGUGCAACUCUGGCUGUUUGACACACAUCCAUACAACCCUCCCAUCUGCUUUGUGAAGCCCACAAGCACGAUGUUGAUUAAGCAGGGAAAACACGUGGAUACCAAUGGCCGUGUGUACCUGCCCUAUCUACACGAGUGGAAAGCUAAUGCGUCGGACUUGGUGGGCCUGAUCCAGGUGAUGCUGGUGGUGUUUGGGGAAGAGCCGCCUGUGUUCUCUCGCCCCUCCGCUGGCCAGGCCGUGGCCCCCAUGGGCCCUUUCAACCAGGGCUACCCUUUGUACCCAGCAGCUGGACCGCCCAUGGGACCCUAUGUGCCAGGAGCAGGCGCCUACCCAUACCAGCCGACAGCCAAUGCCAACUAUCCUUACCCAUACUCUGGAGGCUCUGCGUAUCCAGCCCCACCACCAGUCCAACCCCAAACCAGCCAACCACAUUACGGCGGUCAGCCAGUUCCUGGAACGUCUGCCAUGUCCAGGGACGGCACCAUCUCGGAGGAGCACAUCCGCGCGUCGUUGGUGUCGGCCAUCACUGACAAGUUGCGCUGGCGCCUGAACGAGGAGGUGAGCCGCGCGCAGGCGGAGCUGGAGGCGCUGCGGCGCACCGAGGAGGAGUUGCGCAAUGGGCAGCGAUCGCUGCAGGAUAUGGCCGGACGCAUCACCCGCGAGAUUGGUGAUGUAGAUCAAAACAUUGAUCUGCUGAAGAAGAAGGAUGAAGAAAUCACAUCAGCUCUAGAAAAGAUGGAGUCCCAGUCAGAAUCGAGUAACAUUGACGAGGCUGUGGUGACAACGGCACCGCUGUACAAGCAGAUCUUGAACCUGUACGCAGAGGAGAACGCCAUUGAAGACACCAUAUUCUAUCUGGGAGAAGCGCUGCGCCAGGGAGUCAUUGAUUUGGACGUGUUCCUGAAGCAUGUGCGCCUGCUCGCCAGAAAGCAGUUCCAGUUGAGAGCACUCAUGCAGAAGGCCAGGAAGACCGCCUGCCUCACAGACCACUACUGACACGGAUAUUUGGGUUUACCUCUGUUGAACUCAUUCCCUCCCCCUUCGCUAAUUGUACCAAACCACAGCGUCUACGGACAGUAUUUCCAUUGUCGAGUCUGCUGACAGUGCCCUACGGUGUCGCUUAUGGAUCAAAUAAAAUGUAAUAACUUUUGGUUCGUAGGACAUAUUUUGGAACAAAAAUAUUCACGUUUAACAUUGGCCUAAAGAAUUAGUAUAUGUAAUUAUCAUGUUCUGAGUAGGGUCUCUUUAAGCUCAGAGAUAUGGUGACUCAUGGACUGUGAAAUAAAAACAAGCUGGUGUAUGUAUAUGGUGUCGCGAAUGAAGAUACUUAAUGUUGUUUUAAAGAGUUUGCUUGGUAAUAUACGUAGUUGAUAUGCAAAAUUCAUUUGUUGUAUAUUUUUCCCCUAAACCUGUGUCCGCAAGCGAGGAUUUGCUACCUUUUCAAUGUUUUCCUGUUCCAGAAUAGUGCCAGUACACUAAUGAUGCAACCCGUUCAGCUUAAAAGACUGGUUAGUGGUUACGUUUAUUUUUUUGUUAUUUCGAUCUGUGCUUCGUUACUGUAAUCAACAAUGCGUGCAGCGGGUGCG
This is a messenger RNA of Lethenteron reissneri (Far Eastern brook lamprey), 1946 nucleotides long. It is a transcript of the gene TSG101, whose product is annotated as tumor susceptibility 101. NCBI's taxonomy places the organism in Eukaryota, Metazoa, Chordata, Hyperoartia, Petromyzontiformes, Petromyzontidae. Gene Ontology annotation, molecular function: ubiquitin binding. Gene Ontology annotation, biological process: endosome to lysosome transport; protein transport; protein modification process. The record is from RefSeq and is a predicted model, not a curated record. Gene Ontology annotation, cellular component: ESCRT I complex.